Molecule: messenger RNA, 459 nt
Organism: Empidonax traillii (willow flycatcher)
Lineage: Eukaryota; Metazoa; Chordata; Aves; Passeriformes; Tyrannidae
Gene: TMEM212
Product: transmembrane protein 212
Source: RefSeq, a predicted model, not a curated record
UAUAAGCGCUGGUCCUUUGGAUGGAAUUUUUGUCUCGCAGCUCCCCUUUGGAAUGGAGCUUUGUUAGCAUGGAAAAGCCUCUCAGCUGGCACAAAGGAUGGAGCUGGCUCCGUAGCAAAGCCCUCUGGGGCAGGGAUGUGCCAGGACAAGGAGGAGGCACAAGAGCCAGGGCAGCUGAGCAUCCAGCAAAGCUUUUCACCCACCUACCUCGGAGCUGGGAUCAACCAGGCCAAAAUCCUGCUGAGGGCAGGGGGGGAGGCCAGUUUUGCCUUCAACAUCCUGAGCAUCGCAGGCGCCUCAGUGCAGUUUUCUGCUGCCGUUGCAUCUUUGCUCCUUGGCCCAUCCUGCUACUGCUGGCUGGCUGGGAUCACUGGGAGCAGCUACCUGGGUUAAGUUCUGUUCCCCUUCCCCUGUGCCGACUUCCCAAACCUCUGCAAAGACCCACUGAGGGAUGAGUGA